CGAAGGUCUUGUCUUCUUGGGGCUGAAGAGAUCUUUGCUGUGACGUUGACAGUGGCGUCAGUUCCCACUGACGUCACGCUUGGCUUUCCACAAGGCCGCAGGGACACUCAGUGAAGAAAAUGGAGGAGUAUGCACGUGAGCCAUGCUGACACACAUGCUGUGUGUAUAUCCGAUCGAAGCCCCUGGCGGAUCGUGGACGACUGCGGGGGAGCGUUCACGAUGGGCGCCAUCGGCGGAGGGAUCUUCCAGGCUGUGAAAGGCUUUCGAAAUUCACCGGCUGGUUUAAACCACAGGCUGCGAGGGAGCCUCACAGCAGUAAGGACCAGAGCACCACAGCUGGGAGGGAGUUUUGCAGUUUGGGGUGGUCUCUUCUCCACAAUUGAUUGCGGGCUGGUCAAGAUACGGGGCAAAGAGGAUCCCUGGAACUCCAUCACCAGCGGGGCUAUGACAGGGGCAAUCUUGGCGGCACGAAAUGGCCCUGUGGCUAUGAUGGGUUCUGCAGCAAUGGGAGGCAUACUGCUAGCAUUGAUAGAGGGUGCUGGAAUCCUACUCACAAGAUUUGCUUCAUCACAGUUUCCAACUGGGCCCAAGUUUGCAGAGGAGCCCACCCCCAUGCCCACCCCUUCAUUUGGGGAUUACAGACAAUAUCAAUAAGAGGAUCAUUCCCCUUCAACUGACCUUCAGGCCUUUUUUUUUUUUUCCCCCCAUGAACUCACUGUUUCCCUUGUUGAAGAACUGUGGGAGGGCUUAGACAUUAAGCAUUGCUGGAAUGCUACCAAUUUGUGUGAACUGUACACGGAGACGAGUUUACUUAUUCAUGACAGUUGUAUGCAGCAUAUUCUGAUUGCGAUUUAAGAUGCUUAUUGCAUGUACAUGGCUAAUUUCUUUAGAACCAGUAUCAGUUGCGAAGAGAUGGCUGGGUGAAUGCCUUUCACCUUGUCCAUAUGAUGCAGCCGCGAAUCUCUCUGGGGUCCACAUGAAUGCACUUUCUCUGCAGUUAAAUUUCAGACUACAGAAUUUUCUGGGACCUGCUCAUGCGCUUAAGUCGACAAUGGGGAUUGUGCACACCGUUUUGUCCUAUUGAAGAUGGAUCAAUCCCAAACUCAUAUGUUGUCUGUGUGUGUACAUAAAGGCCUUUCCAAAGUGACUUUUUAUGUAUUGCUUUCUAACUUCUUGACUUUUAGUUGUUCUGUGUUCAGUUCUUUUAAUGAUCAGUGUAACUUUAAAGUAACAGUAACUUUUUUUUUAACUGAUGUUGCAGACAGACAUGCAAACUGUUUCGUCCAUGGUCUGAAAAUCUGCUGAAUUUCAUAUGGCUUUUAUUUGUGCCUAGAAGGCCUUUGUAAAUUACAUGGACAUAGACAGGGAUCCAGUACUUCAUGUGAAUACGUCUGGUCUAAUAAGAUCGUACUAGCCGUUGACUGUUACUGCAUAAAUGGUGCAGAAUGUAAAGCUUUGCCCUGUAAUAAGUGCCAUAUGUUUUUACUCAUGGGUUAUCUGAUAAGGACCUGUAUGACAGGAUGGAGAGAGAUCUUUAAAUUUACAAUUAAAGCCAGCAAGUACUUGAGAGCUGGAGCUGCCACCUUACACUUGAACAACCUAGGUUUGAAUCCCAGCUGUAGUACCCUUGAGCAAGGCACUUACCCUAAAUUGUGCCAAUA
Scleropages formosus (Asian bonytongue) is the source of this 1661-nucleotide messenger RNA. RefSeq names its product translocase of inner mitochondrial membrane 17 homolog A (yeast) (gene timm17a). Gene Ontology annotation, molecular function: transmembrane protein transporter activity. Gene Ontology annotation, biological process: protein import into mitochondrial matrix. Lineage: Eukaryota; Metazoa; Chordata; Actinopteri; Osteoglossiformes; Osteoglossidae. The record is from RefSeq and is a predicted model, not a curated record. Bases 130 to 654 code for a protein of 174 amino acids. The transcript has 6 exons. Gene Ontology annotation, cellular component: TIM23 mitochondrial import inner membrane translocase complex.